Molecule: messenger RNA, 1176 nt
Organism: Glycine soja
Lineage: Eukaryota; Viridiplantae; Streptophyta; Magnoliopsida; Fabales; Fabaceae
Product: MATH domain and coiled-coil domain-containing protein At3g58270-like
Exons: 6
Coding region: 1-1176 (391 amino acids)
Molecular function (GO): protein binding
Source: RefSeq, a predicted model, not a curated record
AUGGUUUUGAUGGCUUCCGCGUCAGCGUUUGGAGAGGCGUUGAAACCUUUUAAGAAGAAAUUGGAUGAAGCUGAUGACAAUCACGGCUCUGACCCCGUUCCUGAUUUGAUUGACCUUAUUACACCCGAGGAUUUGGAGCUCACCAAACAGCUGAAUGAAUUGGGGCUCCCUCUUUCCUUCCAGACAAACAAAGAGGCAACUGCCUUACAGGAUUGCAAGUGUGCCAUGUUCACUGCACCCUUUCCCGAGAAGGAUAUAGGUAGACUGAGGAUUCUUAUGUUUCCAAAAGGGGACAACGUGGACUAUUUGUCAAUUUAUGUAGAUGCCGGUGGGGAUCCUGCUUAUUUGCCUCGUCACUGGAAAAAACAUGCAUAUUUCAAGUUGGCUUUGAUUAAUCAAGUCAAUGAAAAAAUGAAUAAAAUAAAAGAAUUUAGCCACAUGUUCAAUGCAAGUAAGAUUGAGUUGGGUUUCUCAAGAUUCAUACCUUCAGAUGAACUUUGUGACUCUAGCCGUGGUUUCAUCGUAAAUGAUACUUGUAUAAUUCAAGUUGAGAUUUUGGCUAACAAGUCAGAACAUGAGAACCAAGUUGAUAAAUCAGUUAGUAAGAUUGAUGAUGAUAAGCAUGUUGAAUGCACUGAUAAUCGUUUACCCAAGGAAAUGAUCUCAGCCUCAUCUGACAAGCUAGUGGAUUUCAGGGGUAUAGGGAAAGUAGAACAAGAUUUUGUUCCACUACUAGAAGAAGUUUGUUCUAGACAUCCCUCACUUAUUGAUAGUAAGCAGAAGAAAAGUCAAAGAUUUAUUGAAUGGGCAUUUACAGCUCUGUGUCGAGUUUUACAUUUUCUCAAGACAAAAAGGGUAAAAGACAUGGAUGAUGAUGAUGCAUGUAAGCAUCUCCAAAAUUUAUGGGAGGAACUUGAGGUAUUUAGAUUUGAUCUGACUUGGCUAGAACCCCAUGUGCAAUCUGCAUUGAGCAUGAAAAACUAUAUGGAGAAAGUUGCUCUGGUGAAAAGAUUAGAGGAGAAUGUGACUGCUUUAGAGAUUGAAACAAAGAGGUUGAAAACAAACCUGAUUGAAGCAGAGGUAGAUCUUGAAAUAACAAGAAGAGACUUGGUGAAAGCAAAAGAAGGCUUUGAAGUGGGUGAUUUGGAUGCUGAACUAGGAUAUGGAGGCCCAUAA